CUUUCCUCUGGUGCACUGCAUCCAAUCCAUUAUCUUAUACACUAUCAAGUGCACUUACAAAGGGACUACAGAUCCAAAUGAGAUUCAGCCGGAAAGCAAUAAAACAGAGAUUUUCAGUAACGGGAAGAAGGCCGAGCCACAUCAAGCGUCUUUCAGGAUGGGGCAGCUGGGCAUUCUCACAGUUUUGUGUUUGGCUUUAAUGCUAUUGUUACAUGACACAUCUGCAAGCAAGAAAGGUCCAAGCAACAAGAAGCCUCCCACUAAAACUAGCAACACCCAGGCCAACUAUCCGAGGCAGCCCAAACCAAAUCCGGCAGGUGGGAGCUAUCCGGCAGGUGGGAGCUAUCCGGCAGGUGGCAGCUAUCCGGCAGGAGGCAGCUAUCCGGCAGGUGGCAGAAAUCCGGCAGGUGGCAGCUAUCCGGCAGGAGGCAGCUAUCCUGCAGGAGGCAGUUAUCCGGCAGGUGGCAGCAAUCCGGCAGGUGGCAAAUAUCCCGCAGGUGGCAGCUAUCCGGCAGGUGGCAGCUAUCCGGCAGGAGGCAGCUAUCCGGCAGGUGGCAGCAAUCCGGCAGGUGGCAGAUAUCCCGCAGGUGGAAGUUAUCCCGCAGGUGGAGGUUAUCCAGCAGGUGGAGGUUAUCCCGCAGGUGGAGGUUAUCCCGCAGGUGGCAGCUAUCCGGCAGGUGGCAGCUAUCCGGCAGGUGGCAGCUAUCCGGCAGGAGGCAGCUAUCCGGCAGGUGGCAGAUAUCCCGCAGGUGGCAGCAAUCCUGCAGGUGGAAGUUAUCCCGCAGGUGGAAGUUAUCCUGCAGGCGGAAGAUAUCCUGCAGGUGGGAAUUACCCAGCUGGAGGACAGUAUCCAGCACAAGGGGGAAAUAUUCCUGGAGGGUAUCCUAACCAGUAUCCAGGAAGAGGAGGUGUAAAUCAAGGUGGGAAUUCCAAUCAGUACCCUUCAGGUGGUCAGUACCCUGGAGGAGGGGGUAUAAACCCUAACCAGUAUCCUGCAGGGAGAGGAUACCCUGCAGCUGGUGGCUACCCAGUGAGAACAGGAGGACACCAAGGGGGUUAUCCAUCCAUGGGAGGAUCAUAUCCUAACUGGAAUCCUAACAACAAAAUCCUUAGUCCCGGCUAUGGAGGUGGAUUUGGGGGUCAACGGCAUGGAAUGGGUGGCUCCCCAUUCUCAAACACAGUUCAAAGCAUGGGCUAUAAUCCAUCUGCGAGGUCCAAAGGCUUUGCCAAAAAGGCAAUGUUGGCAGCUGGAGUUGGGGCUGUUGCAGGGAUGGCUGUAGGAUAUGGCGUGGGUCGAUUUCCACGGCCACACUUUCAGUUCGGCAGCCGCCAAGAGGAGUAUUCCUACAACCAAUACAUGCACCAACGCUAUGACGUGAAAUCUGCUGACACAAAUCAGCGUGGAUCAUCAUCAGUCAUCAAUCAUGACUUUGCAUUCAAACCACCAGCUGAGGCCCAGACUUACGAAAAAUACAUGGACAACUGUGUGAAAAGAUCUGACCUCUUGCAAAAUCGUGAUGCAAAGAUUAGUAUCAUACAGGGGGAUGAUCCCAUGACUGGAUCUCUUGAGGCUUCCAGUGGCAUUUCUGAGAGAGUUGGCACUGCUGAAAAUGGUACAAUUAAGGAUCCAGUGCCUGUUGAGUCUCAAGAGAGCAAUGAUGAUACAGUGAGCAUCACAGAGAUUGGUUACCCUGCACUCAUCCAGCAAAUGAAGGCUCGUAAAUGUGUAGAGCUAUACAUGGUAUACUCUGAGAGCUUCCUGCAGAAGCAGGCACAACAGAAACCCAAAAACCGUAGUGACCCACCUGGACAUGGUUUCCAUGUAAUGCUCAUGACUGCGAUCAUGUCUCUCAGCAGCACCUUCUUGUUGAAGUGACAGCAAGGAUAUGGCCCUAGGGUGUGUUAAACUGGGGUGUGUCCAAAAUUCAACCCUUCUCAGUCACUACCUGACAUAUCACAAUAUUAUCGUGUUAUUGUAUGAAAAUAUCGCAUGGUUUUCAGUACCUGUUAUUCCUAUCCAGCAAACAUAGACAGUACUUAAUUCAAUGCUUGCUAGAUUCUCAGCAACUAAACUUUUAGCAAAGAAUGAACUGGCUAAUGUGGCUUGUUAACUGCCUAGUGCAAUACUUAAUAGUAAUCAAUAGUUAAUUUAAAGCAUUUCUUCUUUUUGGUAAUGGAAAAUUAUUCUAUAAAGAAAGGGUCAGGAACUGUGGUUUUGCACUGAAAAUGAGCUGUAUAUGCUGUAUUAUUAUUAUUAUUAUUACUAUUAUUAUAAUUUGUUGGAAAAUAUGUGACUUCUGGUGGCUUUUUAUUAUUUCUAAAUAAACUAACAUUUCUAACACA
Molecule: messenger RNA, 2343 nt
Organism: Tachysurus fulvidraco (yellow catfish)
Lineage: Eukaryota; Metazoa; Chordata; Actinopteri; Siluriformes; Bagridae
Gene: prnpb
Product: prion protein b
Exons: 2
Coding region: 158-1876 (572 amino acids)
Biological process (GO): protein homooligomerization
Cellular component (GO): membrane
Source: RefSeq, a predicted model, not a curated record